UUGAGGAAGGUGCAUCUGUCCUCUCGCUGAGUUCUGCUUUCGAAGACCAUCUUUAACUGCAUCAGGCUCAUCUCAGCAUGCAUUACAGAACGGUAAUAAUGUACACCGAAAUAGGGUGCUUUGUAGCAUCCGUUUGCGGGUGGAUCUUGGUUUGUUCCACGAUGCCAACGAAUUAUUGGGCUUAUUCUGAAGUGGACAGUUUAGUUCUGACAUCUGGACACUAUUUCUCCAACCUCUGGAAAGACUGUCUGUCUGACUCCACUGGUGUUACUGACUGCAAAGAGUUUCCCUCCCUGCUGGCUUUGCAGACAUACAUUCACCUGUGCCGAUCUCUCGUCAUCACCUCCAUAAUUCUGGGAUUCUUCGGCUCCGUUCUGGCUUUGGUGGGGAUGAAGUGCACAAAACUCGGAGGGUCUGAAAUUUUGAAUGCAAGAAUUACCUUUGCUGCAGGGAUGAAUUACUUGUUAUCAGGUCUCUGUGGCAUGCUUGCCUACAGCUGGUAUGCCCACAAGGUUAUUUCAGAGUUCAUGGAUCCGAAUUACAAAGCAAAAAAGUUUGAACCGGGAUUGGCUCUGUUUGUGGGAUGGGGCGGCUCUGCUCUCCUCGUGGUCGGAGGGUUUGUUUACAGCAUCACUUCAGGGAAGGAGGGCUGCCAAUCUAGCUCCAAGACUGAAGAGAUGUCAUAUCACAAUCCUUCCUCAAGUCUCUCUGAACCAAACCAGAAGACAUACAGUCCUCCGCUGUCACCCAUCCCUGACAGGGCAAAUCUGAAGUCCAGCAAACUUCCCAAAGCAUCUCACGCUGUGGACGCAUACGUCUGACGGGUUCCUUUCAUGUUAGAAUGUUUCACAAACACUGUUGGUAAUACUUUAUGUUAAGGUGUCUAUUACAUGUUAAAUGUACUUACUAUUAUAGUAACAAUUAAUUAUGCAUAAUUACAUGCAAGUAACCCUAAGCCAAACCUUAACCAUAUAGUAGAUACAUGUAGUUGACAUAAACACCUUAAAAUAAAGUGUAACCACACUUACUUUCAAAGAUGAUACGGAAAAGGUUUUUAGUGAUAGGUAAGCCUUUUUUAACACCAUGAGCAUAGUGAUGAAGAAACUGUGGUUUCAGUCACAAACAGAUAGAACUGUUUGACAGAAAUAUGUCAGAUCUGCUGGUCUGUGUUGAUUCUAGUCAGUCCUGAUGACUAUAUGCUCAGGUUUCAUACACAAUUUCCAUUUCAAAAUUCUAGACUUUCCCAGACUCACAUUUUAUAGGGGAAAAUAAAUUAUUAGUGUGUAGCCAAUGAUUACUGGUUCAAAUUCACAAUAUUGAAUUCACAGUUUAAUACUCUCACAAUACUACAAAUAGUGUUAUCACAGUACCAAAAUAUAAGAAGUCUACCAAUGCCAGUAAAACUUCACAGUUCUCUGUACCAUAUAAAAAAAACUGUUGGAACUAUUGAAGGUUUUUGUUUUGUUAUAAUGAAAGGAUUCACAACUGUACAGAACUCCAAAGCACUAAAUGAAAACCCCUUAAACACAUCUGACUGGUCUUUGCGUUCACAUGCUCAACAAACAUGUCUGUAGUUUGCUACAACGCUCAGCUCACGUAAAGAGGAACAUUUGAUGCUCUUUCCUGAGCACAAAUACAAACAGGACUGUUUGGAAACAGCUGCCAGUCCUGAAGAACCACCGGUAUCAUUAACUACAUAUGUACAAUUUCUGUACUGACUUUGUACUGUUAUACUGGUAUUUUGACAACACUACAAACAAGCCUGAAGAAAAGUUCAAUUUGAAUGUUUGUUUUAAUAAAUUACAAGACAUACAAAUUUGGGACCCACUUAAGUGUCCUUAACUACGAUGUACUUAUAUUUAAAUGUAUCAUUUGAUGCAAUGCAUAUAUUGUGUACAUACAUGUUUUUACAUUGUACUUCUAUGUGAAAAUACUGUCUUGUUAAUACACUGUUGACCCUACUUCUACUCUACAGCAAGUGUUUAGCAAUUCAACAUAAACACAAUCGGUACAUUGCACCUGACAAUUUUUUAGAGACACCUAAUAUAAUGCGGGACCCAAAUUAGAUUCUUUAACUGUUACUAAAAUUUUCAAUGUAAUAUUUCAGAAAACAGA
This is a messenger RNA of Labeo rohita (rohu), 2115 nucleotides long. RefSeq names its product claudin-10 (gene cldn10c). Gene Ontology annotation, molecular function: structural molecule activity. The record is from RefSeq and is a predicted model, not a curated record. Gene Ontology annotation, cellular component: plasma membrane; bicellular tight junction. The transcript has 5 exons. Bases 78 to 821 code for a protein of 247 amino acids. Lineage: Eukaryota; Metazoa; Chordata; Actinopteri; Cypriniformes; Cyprinidae. Gene Ontology annotation, biological process: cell adhesion; bicellular tight junction assembly.